GAAUUUUAUUUGUUGUCACUGGAAACAGGACAUUUAUUGUAAUGUGACUAUUGACACUAUCGCCAACAUGCUUACCUUUUAUGAAUGUACACUUAAAGGUCAUAGGUAGUAAUGGACUAAAAAAUCAACAGUAAACCAUCUUAGGGAUGGAGAGAUAUGAGAACUUGGGAUUAGUCGGAGAGGGCAGUUAUGGUAUGGUGUUAAAAUGUAAACACAAGGAAACAGGUCAGUUAGUGGCCAUCAAAAAGUUUCUGGAGUCAGAGGAUGAUAAAAUUGUUCAAAAAAUUGCUCUCAGGGAAAUCAAGAUGCUGAAGCAAUUGCGCCAUGAUAAUCUUGUAAAUUUAAUUGAGACAUUUCGAAAGCGCAAGCGGCUCUACCUAGUUUUUGAAUUUGUUGACCAUACCAUCCUAGAUGAACUUGAAAAAUGUCCCAAUGGGCUGGAUGAAAAUACUUGCAGAAGAAUUUUAUGGCAAGUACUCAAAGGGACGGAGUUUUGCCAUUCACAUAAUAUAAUUCACAGAGAUAUUAAACCAGAAAAUUUGCUGAUCAGCAAGAGUGGAAUUGUUAAAAUUUGUGAUUUCGGUUUUGCUCGGACAUUGGCCCAGCCUGGUGAGGCUUACACAGAUUACGUUGCUACUCGUUGGUACAGAGCUCCGGAACUCUUAGUGGGAGAUACUAAAUAUGGCAGGGCAGUUGACAUCUGGGCUAUUGGCUGCUUGCUGUCAGAGAUGUUGACGGGUGAGCCUCUGUUUCCAGGAGACUCAGAUAUUGACCAGCUGUAUCACAUCAUCAGAUGUUUUGGAAAUCUGCCUUCAAGACACAAGGAAGUGUUCCACCGAAAUCCUCUCUUUGUUGGCAUGCGCCUGCCAGAAGUGAAAGAGGUUGCACCUUUUGGGAAAAAAUAUCCUCGUGUUUCUGAGGAGGCUGUAGAUGUUAUGAAGCUGUGUCUUCAGUUAGACCCAGAUCAGCGUCCUACCUGUACAGAUCUAUUAAAACAUAAUCUUUUUACCAAGGAUGGAUUUGGACCUCGUUUUGUAUUAGAGCUACGUCAGAAAAUAGCACAAGAACACUCAGGCAGCCACAACCUUAGGGGAAAAGAAACGUGCAGAACUCUAGAGCAUUCUUUGGAAAACUCCAAUGAAACUUUGGAGAAACUUAAAAACACAAAUGAAAAUCACAAAACAAUAAAAGCAGCUGUCAAGAAAAAGAAAAAAACAGACAUGAAAGAAUCUCAGGAAUCAAUCAUUGAGGAUAAAGCUAAUAAAAAGUCAACAGAGACAAGCUCCAAGGUUCCUGCUAAACAAAUCCCGCUCAAACCAGUUUCAACAGCCUCAGUUGUCAACCAAAGCAAUCAUGCCAUAAGUUUACCUCCAGCGACCACUGCCACUGCAAUUAUCAAUUCUAAUGCCUCUCACGCCAUUUCACAAGAGGAGGUAACCACUGACAAUCAUGACAAGGAGAGUAGAGAGCAUGCCCCACAGAAUUCCCAUCAGAAUGGAGGCAGCAUUCCACCAAUAACAAGUAGCCAUCAAACACGAAUGCCAAAAUUGCAUACUACAUUUUUAAGUCCUGCCAUCGUGAAGCUAAAGAGUGAUGAGAAAUGGUCACCUCGCAACCCACUGAUGAAUGGAAACAGAACAUCUACCUUCAGAAGCAAUGAAAAGUUUAAAAAAGUCAGCCAGUUCCCCAAGAAAAGUCCUUCUAAAACACAAUACAACUACAGCGCCUCCACCUCGCCCCAGUCAGUUCUGAUAGAGAGAAGCUCAGUUCAGGAGGAUAGUCAGGAGAAACUGAAGAAUAAAAGUCAAGUUAACCUUGAUAAAAGUCAUGAUGACCGGCCGGGUCUUAGUUUGCCAGAAGUGAAAAGAGCCGCUGAUGUGAACACCAAGGGCAAGGACAAGCAGCUGAGUCCUUUCAAGAAGUCAAGUUUCUCCAGCAUCCCUCACAUAAACAACAAUGAACCUUUGACCUCUAGCAGUUCACAAAUGGAGGUCACCACAGGUCAUGAGAGAGAGGGUCAGAGUUCAACACUUCCUAAUGUUUGAUGCCUUCAUAUCCAUUGGUCCAACAUUAAUCCAUAUAAAUAUCACUUAAGUCAAAACAACUCAGGCUGCAGCUCACAGUUCAGUUUUAAUUAUUUAAUUAUUAUUUGUUUGUUGCUGAGCAGAUUCUGUUUUCCCAUGGAUUUAACAUGAAAUCUGAACAAACAAUGAACUUUUUUUAAAACCAAAAUAACUUAAGUCCAUUUUUUUAAAUAGAAGAAAUUUGUAUUCCAUAAUUUAUUUAUUCUUGUGGAAAAGCACUCAGAUUAGAUUAGUAAAGUAAAGUAGUAAAGUUCCCCUUUCUGACCUUGUGAUCUAUAGGGCAGAUGAUGUUAAAGGUCAUCCGUUUCUUUAGCCAAUGGUUAACAAGCAGGCCAACACAAUGACCAGCUCUUUUACUUUUCCCCAACUAAUGUCAAGUACCCAUCAGAGUUAGGUGAACUCAAGAGCGCCUUAAAAAUCCCAAAAUUCAAAAUUCCAGUCUUCACCGAAAUUCAAACCCAGGACCCUAGGUUCAGAAGCCAAGUGCUUAACCACUCAGCCACCGCGCCCUUGGAUUUGAUUGAUGAACUAGAAACAUGUUUUAAUAUCUCCAUAGUUUAAAUUCAGCAUUUAAAAUAAUUCUCUGUUCAAGUAAAUAUCUCAUACCCACUUAACCGACAAUCAUAUCUUGAACAUGGGAGGUAACUGUUUGUGAGAAGUGACUUGCCUACUUAUGUUUCAAAAAUACUCAAGAGUGAUAUUUUAUAUAUAAAGUUUCUAAACAUAUUUUUCUAUGCUAAGAAUGUCAUUGAAUAAGUGAUACUGAUGUCAUAAUGGGCCUUGUUACUAUUUGCUAACUUUUGGGGUUUGCAUCAACCUACUGGCCUUCUGUGAUUGAUAUCUUUUUUUACCUAGAGGCCUAAUUAUGUGAUUCUAUUAUUAUAGGAUGGUAUAAUAAAUGUUUGGGUUUGCAUCAACCUACUGGCCUUCUGUGAUUGAUAUCUUUUUUCACCUACAGGCCUAAUUAUGUGAUUCUAUUAUUAUAGGACUGUGUAAUAGAUACUAUAGGGAUAAAUAAAAUUAAGUUUAAUUAUUAAAAUAUAAAUGUCUUGGCAGUUGAAUGAACUUCUAAUCACCCAUUCUACAUGUAUUUGUAUCUGCUGUGCAUAAUGGGGAGCAUUUAAUACAUUAUCAUUAUUGAUCAUUAACCUUCAUUGUAAUUAAUCAAGAGUUUUUAAUCAUUUGAUUUAGUCAAGAAAUAAGCUGAAAAGUGAGUGAAAUGUUAUGACUAAUACAAGAUUUUGUGUAUAAUAUUUUGUAUCUUAGAAGUCAGCAAUUACUUUCAGUUGGUAAUAUGACUUGUAAUUUGAUUGAAUGAUUUAAUUUAUGAAAUGCCUGCUUCAUUAUCCUAAUUAGCUCCCUUUUCAAAUGCCUGCUAUAAAAUCCCAAUUCUGCUCCCUUCCAAUGCAUAGAAAGUAUUGCAUUAGUUAGGUUGUUUUUUUUUUACAACAGCAUUUAAGGAAUGUGAGAGAUGUGAAAUUUAGAAGAGUUGCCAUAGCAAAUAUCUGCACUAAAAGGAAAUAUUUCUUAACCAGCUGAAGUAGUUUUAAUUUUAAUAUUGUGAUCAAGAUUUUUUUGGGUAUAUUGCAAACAUAAUUAUUUUCUUGUGCAUUUUCUUGGGGUUUUAUCUGUGUUUAUCUCUAAGCUUUUUUAUGAUGUAUAUAGUUCAGUGAUCACUCUUUCCUUUCUCUUCAUGAGUUUCACUGACAUUUACAUUUUACCACUUGUAAAAACUUCCAAGUUUUCAUUAUAAGUGCUAGCUUUUUUUUUUUUUUUUUUUUAAUGUGUAGUGAAUAGAAUGUUGGUUAUUGUUUCUAAGUCUGCUAAGUUUUUCUAAUGUAAGCUAACAGAAGUAGAAGUUAAUCAUAAGUAGGAAAAAUGGUUUCAGUGGCUAGAUCAAGCCCCAAAAAGCCUUGUGUUUAUAGGAGCAAAUAGGGGGACCUGACCAUGCCAGCUAGGCUCUCAAUCAAGUGUAAAUUAAUGAUGAUGAUCAUAAAUAGAAUGUCUGCCGAGUUUUUCUGUGGUAUUAGCUUACAUAUAAGCUUGUGCAAUUAGAUAUUUCUUAAACCAACAUUCUUCAUAACUAUAGAGCAGAAAAAAAUAUUUUAUUCAACCAGCGAAAGGUACAAUUUAAAUCUCUUAAAAUAUAGAAUUAGAACCUAGACAGGGUUGGGACUUCAAAGAUCCUUAAUGAAGGAAUGUGAGUUGAAUGAUAUGAUAAUCAUGAGAUUCACUCUAAGUUCCUAUUUUCUGUUGCACUUCUCACCAGUUAUAUAUAUUUGUUGUUCUGAAUGACCCAUCUCUGAAAGUAUUUCAAAAGGCAUGUUAUUAUUAUUAUAGCUUUUAUAUAGCGCUACUUUCAUGCUUAUAGCAUUCUCAGAGUGCUUUUGUCCAAUCUCAUUUGUGGACCAGUGUGGGGGGGGGGGGGGGGGAGGGGGUAUCUAGGAGUUGGUUUUCCGUGCUGCCUUUAGGCGUUCAGUAAACGCAACUCUGCCCAAGUCGGGUGUCGAACCUCUAGCCCCCUUCUAGGUAGCCAAGACCAAGCGCACUUAGCCUCUCGACCACGCUUCCCACCAGUUUAUGUUUCCAAUAACUCAACUUUAAAAGUAUUACAUUGCAAUGCGUCAUUUAUUUUGAUGCUGUUUGAUUCGUCAGCACUGCGUACACUACAGAAGCGUUUUAAUGUUGCCCUCGUGACGUUGUCACUAUUUAAACCUGGACGUUUUUUGUUUGAUGAUAAAGUAAAAACUCAGGUAAAAACAGAACUAGCAUUGAACGGAACUGAAUAUUUAUAUAUGAUUUAUAACUCUUAUUGUGAGAUACUGCGUCUAGUGAUCACUAGUUUCAAGAAAUGUAAGUGACAUUUUGUUGUUUAUGAUAAAACUUAAAUACAAGUAGUUUUAUAAUUGAAGUUGACUCAUUUUUAUUAAGUGCUUGGUUGGAAAUUAUUUUUUUUGUUUUAAUACUGUACAUUUUUUUCAUUGCUAUGAGUAGGCAAAGUGACUACAAAUUACCUUGAGAUAAUACGGAUAAGGGAGUUAAAUAUGCUGAAAUGUCCUAAGAUGUUGUUAGAUCUAGAUCUAAUUGUCAUCAGUUAGCUAUUAUGUUGACCAGUUAAUGUUAAAUUAUGAUAUAAAGCUGCCAUGAUUUGUUUAAAUUGGAAUGAAUAUUGAAUAAAUAUAAAAGUUAGGUCUUAUUUCUAAAAUAAUAUAACAGUAAUCCAUCAUUGUGUCAUAAUGGUAAUGAUAAUACAGUGUUUUUCUUUUUUGCCAUAUUGUUUCACAUAUCAAAAUAAUUUUGUUAGAGAACUUCUAAUAUAGAUAUAUUGUAUUCCAAUUCUGAUUUGGAACUAAUAGCCAACACAGGAUAUUAUAUAUUAUACUUACCAGAUUAAGUUAAAUUAUGAUAUAAAAUUACCAAGUUUUUUUUUUAUAUUACAAUGAAUACUUUUAAAAAUAUAUAACACUUAACUUUCAUAUAAUCAUCGUUCUCAUAAAUAUUGUCAUAUUGUUUCACAUAUCACUGGGUUUUGUUUUUUUAUAUUUGUGUGUGCAAUAUAAUAAUAAAACUAAACAUACAAUUUUUUUUUAUUCAUCUACCUUCUUAAUGAAUGCAUUCAAACCAACCUGUUCACUCAAUAACUUCACGAUUUUUUUAAUGUCUUUAUGCUGCUUGCAGUGAAAUCAAAUCAACAGUAUUAAUUGUUCACAUUUUGCAGUAUUCAUAUAUGCUUUAUUCUUUCCCCUAAAUUUUGUGGUUUGAUUAUGACUUAUUAUUAUUAUUUUUUUUUUAAGCUGUGUUAAUCAAAAUGUUAAAAACUUUAGUACAUCUAUGCAGAAACUAAUAAAGAAUUGACUUCUUUGCUUAUUAUUGUAGAUGGAAAAUAAUUUUA
Molecule: messenger RNA, 5976 nt
Organism: Biomphalaria glabrata
Lineage: Eukaryota; Metazoa; Mollusca; Gastropoda; Planorbidae
Product: cyclin-dependent kinase-like 1
Exons: 13
Coding region: 147-2045 (632 amino acids)
Biological process (GO): protein phosphorylation
Cellular component (GO): nucleus
Molecular function (GO): ATP binding; cyclin-dependent protein serine/threonine kinase activity
Source: RefSeq, a predicted model, not a curated record